Messenger RNA from Fusarium coffeatum, 471 nucleotides. RefSeq lists its product as uncharacterized. The record is from RefSeq and is a predicted model, not a curated record. NCBI's taxonomy places the organism in Eukaryota, Fungi, Ascomycota, Sordariomycetes, Hypocreales, Nectriaceae. The transcript has a single exon. The coding region runs from base 1 to 471 and encodes 156 amino acids.
AUGAUCAAACAACCACCAUCCAACAACACAGCUACAGGAAUUACACAAGGCGAUACUCAUCAGCAGUUAUCUUGCACAACUAUCAUCAUGUCUGCGUUACUUGCAACUCGCGAAGCACUUUUCCCACACAUGACCGACGAGUACUUUGAGCGCAUCGUGAAACGACGUGGUCACGGUCUUCCAAACCAAUACUCUCUCGAUGAGACCAAUGCAUGGAUGGAUAGAGUCCUCCACGACUUGAGGUCGAGCGAACACGACCUUGAAUCCGAAAGAAAUACUAUUCGACAUGCCUGCAUCCGUUUACGAUGUGUCAAGUGCCGCCGUCCCUGCCAAGAGAUCCAAGAUGGAAGUUUCGUGGAAUCGCACCGCCCUUGUAUCUUCCCGUGCGGACAUAUCAUCGGCAGCUCAUGCUACGAAGACAUGAUAUUGCUCUACACAUAUACGGAACUGCAAUCUCCAACAUGCCCAUAG